Molecule: messenger RNA, 1656 nt
Organism: Diaporthe citri
Lineage: Eukaryota; Fungi; Ascomycota; Sordariomycetes; Diaporthales; Diaporthaceae
Exons: 6
Coding region: 1-1656 (551 amino acids)
Source: RefSeq, a predicted model, not a curated record
AUGGCCUUUGGCAGGAAGCAGUUGCAAUGGGCCAUAGCCUAUGGCGCGGAAAUACUCAGGGGUUGUUUCCCUGGCAUGGCGUCCUUCGAGGAAACCACUGCUGCCAACUUCGAGUCUCCCAUCACUUGUACCGAAGGCUCUCUGAGCAGUCUAUUGCCAGACGGCACUAGACUGUUGCUUUCCCAAAAGUUGGAAGACAAUUCUACCUUCCAUGUCCCCGAGUCCGAGAUCGCCUACACGCAAUCGCCUUCGGGUCUGAAGGCCCUGUGUGCGCUCCAGGUAGAGGUGACGGGCGAUAAUGACUCCAAGUACAGCUUUGGCUUGUUCUUACCUGAAAUAUGGAAUGGCAGGUUUCUUGGUGUUGGAAAUGGUGCAUUCGCUGGGGGUGUGAACUGGGCCGAUAUGGCAGCAGGGGCUCAGUAUGGAUUUGCCAGCAUGUCCACAGACACCGGCCACCACUCAGGCUUCCAAGACGGCUCCUGGGCCUGGCGAAACCCGGACGCAAUCGACAACUGGGGCCACAAAGCAAUGCAUGGCUCCGUCCAGGCAGCAAAGAGCAUCGUCAGGGCCUUCUACGGCAGCAACGACAAGAAAGCGGAUACAUCCGGCUGCUCCACAGGCGGGCGCCAGGGCCUGAAGGAGGCGCAGGAGUACCCUGACGACUUUGACGGAAUCCUCGCCGGUGCACCAGCCUGGUGGUCGACACGCCUCCACCCGUUCAACCUCGUGGCGGGAGUAUUCAACUUGCCUGUGGAGGCUGCGCAUCAUAUCCCGCCUGAGAUGUUCCCAUUCAUUACAGCCGAAACUUUGCGACAGUGUGACCCUCAGGACGGAGUGAUUGAUAACAUCAUCUCUUCUCCCGAGACUUGCUUGCUGCAGCUCGAGACUCUUCUAUGUGGCCCAAAGUCUGAUGCAAAGGCCAAGUCAACUUUCUUCUUUCCUCAUUUGCUACCGGGCAGCGAGUGGGAGUGGAGAAAGCUGAGUGGUUCGGAUAAACCCAACUCAUUGGGUGUCGACUACGUUAAGUAUUUCCUCAACUUUGGCCCGGAUUGGGAAUGGCAGGAGGGCUAUAGUCCGAGUCUCCUUCGAGUUGCUGAGGAGAUGGACCCGGGCAACGCGACGGCCGACAUUUACGACUUGUCCCCUUUCUUUAAGCGAGGCGGGAAAUUGCUACUGUACCAUGGCCUCUCGGACCCAGGCAUCCCCCCUGGGAGCACUCUGUACUUCUACAACCAAGUUGUGCAAACUCUUGUGCCUCGUGGUUUUGAUGUGAGCGACCAUUCUCGCGUCUUCUUCAUUUCCGGGAUGUUACACUGUCAAGGCGCUCCAGAAUCCAACGAUGCCCCGUGGUACUUCGCCGGCGCCAACCAGCCAGCAGCGCUCAAAGGUCCCGUCCCACAUUCGGUGCCUGGCUCUGCCGACGCCAAACAUGAUGCCAUGCUGGCCUUAAUGGACUGGGUUGAGAAGGGCCGCGCCCCUACUGAGAUCAUUACAACGAAAUGGGCUGACGAUGGUCCUCGGCGCAGGGUCACCAGCCAGCGGCCGGCAUGCAUGUACCCACAGGUGGCCAAGUUCCAGAAUAGCAGCGGCUCCAAGGGUAGUCGUGCUGAUGUGAGGUCUCCUAAGAAUUGGGCGUGCGAGAAUCUGUGGGGUUAG